AUGUCUAGUCCACCCGUUACUCGGCGUAACGGCAAGAAGCAAGCAUGCGAGCCUUGUCGGCGCCGAAAAGUGGCGUGCGACCACGGCUAUCCAAUCUGUCACCGGUGCAGAAAGCGGCCGAACGGUGCAUCUGCGUGUUACUAUGUAUCGCCUGAACAAGCAGCGACUCUCUUUCGAGCGAGAACUUCUCAGCAACAAGUCUCCGAAGCGUCGGCCUCGAACUCCGAGGCCGCAGUCCCUUCAACCCAGCGGAAUUUUGGGCCUGACGAUGGGUUAUGGAGCUCACCUGCUGCGAGACCACCGCAGGGCUUCUUCGGACCUACGAGCUUUCCGGCUGCGUAUCAAGAGACUGAGGCUAGUUUGGCUGCACAGGGACCCGCAGUGGCAGUGGUCGACACGCCUUCUUCACCAACUAUCUCAGCUCCACCAUCGGUGGCUGAGAUACAGAGUAUUGUGGAUAUGGAUCAAGGAGCAAGUCAACUUGCUGUCAGAGUACUCCAAGCCUUACCCCAAAAGCCGUCCAUGUAUAGAUCGAAACCUGGAAUUAGCCUUGAUGAGGACUGGCUGGCUAGUAUUGGUGAUAGACUCCUAACUAGUACCUGGGAGGCAUUCGGGUCUCAUCUUAGUGACAAAGCAAACACAGCAAAGUUGCGGGAGAUGGGGAGUAGAAUAUGUAUCAACACAAGAAAAACACUCAGAGAGGACCAGGAUGACCCGACUGCAUGGAUUCAAAGCUUCUCGGGAGAGAAUCUACGCUGGGAGACUGUUGGCGUUAUCUUCCUAUACACAGCUUUGAGCGAGCUGACAGCUACUUCGAAUGAAGAGUCGAAGAGGAUAAUUCGCCAGUGCACUGAAUAUUGUGCUUCAUGCAUAACUCUUGCGAAUAUGGGCGGGAGCUCGGGUACUUUGAUGUUAUUUCUGAUGUACAAGCGAUCUGUUCUUCAUGCAUGGAUGCACGGUGAGACCAGUUUGCCGUACUGGAAGUUCCAUGCAGAGACAGUCGCGAUGUUGACGUUCUCUGGACUACACGAUAAUCGAGCCAAGUCAACACCGCAUAUAUCAUCAGUACCUACCGAGAUCCGCAGGCGUAUCGGAUGUCAGGUCUUCGUAGUCGAUAAAUUCCUGGCUACCUUUGUUGGACGACCGCCUCUUCUUACGAGGAGAUUCUGCUCUAUCAAGUCACCACUUGACCUAGAAGAGUCAGCCUUGCUCUCGGACAAAGAAACCUUCCAGAGGAGAUCUCAACUCCUUGAUCAGGACGGAUGGAACACAGAUGGUCGUAUCUACUCGAGCUCGCUUUUGCGUGUUCGCAUGAUGAUUGCGCUUGUCAGAGACGAGAUCCUCGAAGUUGUACUCGCUCAAGAUGGAGCUUACGACAUUACAGAAGUCAUGCAACUCAAAACCAAACAACUUGAUCUUUAUGGACAGCUUCCUCAGCAUCUGAUCUGGAACCCAACAGCAGAGGAAAUAAACGAAAUAGACCUUCAAAUCGGUUAUCCGAAGCUACUGAUAAGACUAGACCAUUUGCUCAACAUGUUCCUUAUCCAGCGUCUAUUCGCCAAACAUGGCCAUCCAAGAAAUGAGCUUCUCCGAACCAGUUUCGAGAUGGUGGUGUUGACGCUGAAUUUCUGGGCCCAGAAACACAUCUGGGCUGCUUUGCAAGGCAAAUGCCGAUGGAUAAUCAUGGGAUACGCGACCCUCGCCGGAGCCGUCCUGUGCAUGGAACUCAUAGAACCGACCCCAGUGACAAUGCCAGCGCACGAUAGGAUCAUUGCUGGCGAGGCAUAUUCCCGAUCAUCAAUCAUCCAACAACUCAGUCUUCUGUUGGGAUAUCUCAAGACUUCCUGUCCAUCACAAACACACUGUUCAGUUGCUCAUAAUGUGCGAGGUGUUAUUAAGAAGGUCCUUGAUCAUAUUCUGAACAAUCCAACUGUUACCUCAUCUGUAACCGAGCUUGGGGCAAUCGACUUCGCGGGUAGUUGGGAUCAUUUUUCGUAUUUUAGUGCGAUGGAUAACUUUGACUGGCUUAUGGAGGAGCGUGGCAUUGAGGAGACCUCUGGUUCGCUAUAG
Fusarium mangiferae is the source of this 2070-nucleotide messenger RNA. RefSeq lists its product as uncharacterized. The record is from RefSeq and is a predicted model, not a curated record. Gene Ontology annotation, cellular component: nucleus. The transcript has 4 exons. Lineage: Eukaryota; Fungi; Ascomycota; Sordariomycetes; Hypocreales; Nectriaceae. The coding region runs from base 1 to 2070 and encodes 689 amino acids. Gene Ontology annotation, molecular function: DNA binding; DNA-binding transcription factor activity, RNA polymerase II-specific; zinc ion binding. Gene Ontology annotation, biological process: regulation of DNA-templated transcription; DNA-templated transcription.